GAACUACUGUGCGCGCUGCCGCGUUUCCGGGCGGGGACACUCUGGGCGGGACACUGCGCCGCCGACCGAAGCCGCCGUGCGGGGCCAGAGGGCGGCCAUGAAGUUUAGGGCCAAGAUCGUGGACGCGGCCUGUCUGAACCAUUUUACGCGAGUCAGUAACAUGAUAGCAAAACUUGCUAAAACCUGCACCCUCCGCAUCAGCCCCGAUAAGCUGAACUUCAUCCUUUCAGACAAGCUGGCCAAUGGAGGGGUGAGCAUGUGGUGUGAGCUGGAACAGGAGAACUUCUUCAGCGAAUUUCAAAUGGAGGGUGUCUCCGCAGAAAACAAUGAGAUUUAUUUAGAGCUAACAUCGGAAAACUUAUCUAGAGCCUUGAAAACUGCCCAGAAUGCCAGAGCCUUGAAAAUUAAGCUGACUAAUAAACACUUUCCCUGCCUCACAGUAUCUGUAGAGCUGUUAUCUGUGUCAAGCAGUAGCCGCAUUGUGACACAUGACAUCCCCAUAAAAGUUAUUCCUAGAAAAUUGUGGAAGGACUUGCAAGAACCUGUGGUCCCUCACCCUGAUGUUAGUAUUUAUUUGCCAGUCUUGAAGACUAUGAAGAGUGUUGUGGAAAAAAUGAGAAACAUCAGCAAUCACCUUGUUAUUGAAGCAAACCUAAAUGGAGACUUGAACUUGAAAAUAGAAACUGAAUUAGUGUGUGUUACAACUCAUUUUAAAGAUCUUGGAAAUCCUCCAUUAGCCUCUGAAAACGCCUCUCAAGACAGAAACCCAGAACAAAUGGCUGAAGUGCACUUAGAUAUCAGGAAGCUCCUACAGUUUCUUGUUGGACAACAAGUAAACCCUACGAAGGCUUUAUGCAAUAUUGUGAGUAACAAGAUGGUGCAUUUUGAUCUGCUUCAUGAAGAUGUCUCCCUUCAGUAUUUCAUCCCAGCACUAUCCUAGCACCCCCUUGCAAGAUUGGGGUGCACAGAGACUGUCCUAAUGGGGAGAGGCCAUAGGUGAUGUGUCUGACUGAUUUGUCUGUCUUCAGAGCACCACAAAUCGACGCACUGUACUUAUUUCUUCCUCUAAAAUAUUUUAACUAAAAAUUGAAUUAAUGAACAGCAGUUGGAUAAACAUAUUAUUUCAUGUUACUCGUGAUUGUUCUGUUUUUAAGACAUUGAAAAGAAAAGCUAGAAUGUAUUUAUUCAGACUUUCAAUAACAGUUUCUCAUUUAAGUUGUAAAAAUUCUUCAUGUAUUUAGAGUUGGUAUAGUAGCCAGAACUCACAAGUGUCCUGUGGAGCUCGGUGCUUCCCGCCCCACCCCCACCCAUCCCAGCAGUCUCAGACGGUGUGUAGUGCACAGUUGGUGGCUCUUGCAUUCAGCAUCCUCGCCUCCCUUUACUCCUGUCCCUUGGAGUCCAGUGACAGAAAAGAUGGCCCCUUGUCACCUCACCAUCCACCUUGGUUACUCAGAGCAUUGUGGGGUGUCACAGCUGUAGCAUUUGGAGCCUUUUUCUGACUUGUUGAAGACUCAAGUCCACUUGAUGCCUGGAGAGCUGGACCAGCCAACAGUUCCCCUCUGGUAGCCCUCCUGCUCCACUCAGUUUCUCCCUGGGGCCAGUUUUGGUCUUAGGCUAUAAUUCUGUAUAUUUCUUUCUUUCUCUGUGCAUUGAAUCUGUCAUUCUGGAGAGAAUACCUUUCUAUUUAGAAUAGAAGCAAAUGAAGUUUCUAAGUAGCAUCUGUGUUAAGUGAUGAGACCAUAUUUCUGUUUAUAUAUCAAAGGUGGUUUAGUACUGAUGGAUGUGCUUUCUCAUUCUCUAUGAAGUUUAUUCCAUCAUAUCUCCUAUUACAAUCACAUCUCCUUUGCCCUGUGGAGGUGCACAUCAUAAACGUUAUCUUAUGUCACAUUACAAAGUCGAGACCUAAGUUGUUUAGGAUAAGACGAAGAAAUGGAAAACCAGAAAAAAAUGAAAAUUUCCUUUUCAGCUUUUUCACAUUAUUUGGUAAAACCAAUGUAUUUGAAUGACUCUCAUGAUGUUUAAUAAUGUUAGUUUAAGUAGAAUGGAAUAUUUUGUUAAACCAACAUUUUAAAUGUAAAACAUACUUUUGUAAUUUUUAAAGUCUCUCUUCCCUCUUUGACUUGUAACAAAAUUCUGGCUACAGUGAUAAAAGUUAAAUAUCAUGAUGCAAAAUGAAAUGAUACCUGAAAAGAGUUUCAUAAAACUUGUAUUUCUGUUAAAAUAUGUUUAGUGACUUAACCAUUCACUCUGUGUUUAUUAUCAAAUAUACCUGAUUUUGAUGAUU
Microcebus murinus (gray mouse lemur) is the source of this 2284-nucleotide messenger RNA. RefSeq names its product HUS1 checkpoint clamp component (gene HUS1). Gene Ontology annotation, cellular component: site of double-strand break; checkpoint clamp complex; nucleolus. The record is from RefSeq and is a predicted model, not a curated record. Gene Ontology annotation, biological process: mitotic DNA replication checkpoint signaling; nucleotide-excision repair; mitotic intra-S DNA damage checkpoint signaling. Lineage: Eukaryota; Metazoa; Chordata; Mammalia; Primates; Cheirogaleidae.